Molecule: messenger RNA, 1026 nt
Organism: Nannochloropsis gaditana CCMP526
Exons: 5
Coding region: 22-786 (254 amino acids)
Source: RefSeq, a predicted model, not a curated record
AAAUUGACAGCGCAAUCGACCAUGCUGGUCCGGGCUUUCCAAGGAGCUUUGCGACGGCGGGCGGUCCUCCAUAAUUUGCGGGCCUCAGGCGCUCUUGCUUCUAUACCGUCUCGGACCUUGUCUGGGACGCCUGUCACGGAAACAGAUGAGUACACUAUAUUUCCACGAGAGGGUCCUGGGCUUGACUACAAGCUGAAUUGGUCGUUAAACGGUGACGAUGUCACGCCGGGAGGCAAUGCGUACCGUAACUUGGAUGCGGCGGCGUUGCAGCAGGGAGCGAAAGGGGACAAAGCGCCUCGAAGCGGGGCAGACAAGGUGUUGGAGGCAGGAGAUUCGGUUCCCUUCGAAACAUUUGACCUCCAUUUGGCGGAUGUGAAGGCGGCACUGGAGUUGCGUGGCAGCGGUACACCCCCUCUAAUGCCAUGUCCCUUGCUCCUCCUUGCCUGCUGGCCUUACACCCAUCAACUCAAGGAGAAGGCCAGCGACUUAUACGUCGAAGACGGGGCGGUCAAGGGUGGAUCCAACUUCAACAUUCGGGUCAUCACCGACAGCGCUUCGUACGCCCUGGCGGCCAAGGCGUUGUUGGAUCAGUCCAAGGUGUCCGGAUGGCCCUUCGAGAAGGCCGUGAACGUGUAUGCCGCGGGAGGAGCGAAGCCCUUCGUGGGCGUCAUGUUCGCGGGGGGGAAGGAAGGAAAUGUGACAGGUGCGACCGUAGCGGUGGGCGGCGCUCCUGCUACAGCGAUCAAGAAUGCGAUGAGCUUGGUCGCCGAAGGUAUGAAAGCUUGAAAUUUUGAUUUUGAAGGGAAGGGCGUUGCAAGGAUGAACGUGCCUCAAGCGGACAGGAGGGCUGCGGGCGCAUUAAAGGGGCCAUUCUGUUGGGCGGCUGGGUCACUGCUUUUUCAGUGGAUGGAAUGCGUACUUUACGCUGCUGAGAAGAAGCGAAGACUGCAGGGGACCAUGAAAGGAUAGAACGAAGGAUACGAUACAAGCAAAUGGAAAAAGAGGUCGCGUUCCCUGUGAGCAAGU